AUGGAAGAAACUGAUCGAGUUACGAAGAGAACCGUGUAUCAUGAACGUCAAAGGUUGUGGUUUUGUGGUCAGCACACGUUAAAUAAUUUGUUUCAGGAUAAAGUUUUCACAAAGGAACAACUUGAUAAUAUCGCUCUAAAAUUGGCCGAGUCAACAAGUUCAGCGAGUUCGACACGAAAAACUUAUUUUAUUAAUCCACACAAGAGCGUUUUCGAAGUGGGUAAUUAUGAUAUUAAUGUUUUGGAAAUGGCUCUAAAGGAGAAAGGUCUGGAAGUACAAUGGUUCGAUGUUAGAAAAGACAUUCGAACCGUUAUCCAAUUCACCGAUGCAACCCUUUUUGGACUCAUUUUGAACGUUCCAACGAUACGUUUUUAUCUCUGGAAAUCUUAUCAUUGGAUUGCAAUCAAACCCUUCUUUAAACAUGAUGAUGAGAAGUCUGUUGAAGUUUUCAAUUUGGAUUCAAAACUAAACAACCCCGAAAAAUUCGAGGACUUUGAAAAGGUAUAUAAAUUUCUGGAGUAUAUAGUGUAUCAUAAGAAUGGAAAUGUUUUUCUUGUGAAGGCGAGUAUAAAAGAAGAGGAUUCAUAA
Funneliformis mosseae is the source of this 588-nucleotide messenger RNA. Lineage: Eukaryota; Fungi; Glomeromycota; Glomeromycetes; Glomerales; Glomeraceae. The record is from the annotation of a GenBank genome assembly.